AUGGUGGUAUGCCUGAUCAACGUCGAGACAGCCGAUAGGGAUGAGGUCAGAGACCUGCAUCCGACCGCAAUACGCUACAGAGGAACCUUAACUUCAUGUCUUUGUUUCACAGGGGACAACCCUAAUGGUCGCUUGCUCAGUGGGAGGGUCUUAUCAUCUGGGAAGGCUCCAGGGUUGAAAGUGAUCCAGCGACCUUAUAGCUGUGAUGUAUGUGAGAAGAGUUUCACUCAAUCAGGAAACCUACGAAGACACCAAACGGUACACACAGGAGAGAAACCUUACAGUUGUGAUCAUUGUGGGAAGAGUUUUGCUCAACCAGGAGCCCUGACUAUUCACAAGCAUGUACACACAGGAGGGAAACCUUACAGCUGUGAUCCGUGUGGGAAAAGCUUUUCUCAUCCAGGAGCCCUGACUAUUCACAAGCGUGUACACACAGGAGAGAAAUCUUACAGCUGUGAUCAAUGUGAGAGGAGCUGCAGAGAUGCCACAGCCCUGAAUGAACACAUGCGUACUCACACAGGAGAGAAACCUUUUCACUGCCAUGUCUGUGGAAUUAGUUUUUCUCGACAAAGCAACCUGAAUGUACACAUGCAUACACACACAGGAGAGAAACUCUUCAGCUGUGACCAGUGUGGGAAGAGAUUCGCUCAGUCAGGAAACCUGACGAGUCAUCAGAAAACCCACACAGGCGGAGAGAAAAAAUAGGCGGGUGGAGAGGGAACC
Molecule: messenger RNA, 723 nt
Organism: Oncorhynchus kisutch (coho salmon)
Lineage: Eukaryota; Metazoa; Chordata; Actinopteri; Salmoniformes; Salmonidae
Product: gastrula zinc finger protein XlCGF49.1-like
Exons: 2
Coding region: 1-705 (234 amino acids)
Biological process (GO): regulation of transcription by RNA polymerase II
Molecular function (GO): DNA-binding transcription factor activity, RNA polymerase II-specific; RNA polymerase II cis-regulatory region sequence-specific DNA binding
Source: RefSeq, a predicted model, not a curated record